This is a messenger RNA of Copidosoma floridanum, 1388 nucleotides long. RefSeq names its product armadillo repeat-containing protein 8. Gene Ontology annotation, biological process: proteasome-mediated ubiquitin-dependent protein catabolic process. Gene Ontology annotation, molecular function: protein binding. Gene Ontology annotation, cellular component: GID complex. NCBI's taxonomy places the organism in Eukaryota, Metazoa, Arthropoda, Insecta, Hymenoptera, Encyrtidae. The record is from RefSeq and is a predicted model, not a curated record.
AUGGCUUAUAAUUAUUUAAUUGAAUUCAGUUUUGCUGGUAAAGUUCACGACGCAACUUUAUCGCAAGAUAUGAGACAAGCAGCUUUUAGGGCAUUUGCAUCAUUAGGAGCUAAUGAUGAAGAUAUACGGAAAAGAAUUAUUGAAACUGAAAAUUUGAUGGAAUUAAUAGUUUCGGGUCUUCAGGAUCCAGCUGGAUCAAAAGUUAGAUUGGCAGCUGUACGAUGUCUUCAUUCAUUAUCUAGAAGUGUUCAACAAUUAAGGACAACAUUUCAAGAUCACGCUGUAUGGAGACCACUAAUGCAACUACUUCAUGGUGCAGAUACUGGAUUAGAUGGAAAAAGCUGUGAAGAAGAUGAUUUACUUACUGUUGCUUCAGGUACAUUGUGUAAUUUGUUGCUAGAAUUUAGUCCGAGCAAAGAACCUAUCCUCGAAUCAGGUGGAGUUGAACUAUUAUGUUCUUUAACGAAACGAUCAGAUCCUGCACUUCGACUAAAUGGAAUUUGGGCUCUAAUGAAUGUAGCAUUUCAAGCUGAGCAAAGAGUGAAAUCUCAAAUUUUAGGAUGUCUGGGAACAGAUCAAAUAUUUCGCCUACUUGCAGAUCCUGAACUAGCAAUUUUAAUGAAAACCUUAGGAUUGUUGCGAAAUCUUUUAUCAACAAAAGCUCAUAUCGAUAGAAUAAUGGCUGAUCAUGCGGCUCAUGUAAUGCAAGCUGUAAUUUUAGUUCUUGAAGACCCCAUGCACCCUCCAGAUGUAAAAGAACAAGCACUGUGUAUUCUUGCAAAUGUUGCCGAUGGGGAUAGAGCCAGAGAUCACAUCAUGGCUAAUGAAGAUGUUUUAAAAAAAUUGAUGGACUACAUGAUGCAUAUCAAUGUUAAACUGCAGAUAGCAGCAAUAUUUUGCGUAUGCAAUCUAGUAUGGCGUGAAGAACCAGGAGCAGCGCAGCGUCAAAGUCGCUUGAAGGAGUUGGGUUUAUAUAGAAUUCUGUUGCAACUACGGCAUACAAAGGACACGCAACUAUUUGAUAAGGUGAAAACAGCACUUGCUCAGUUUUUUGAUGCAUAAGUAAGAAGCUACUAAAUUGAAGAUUCAAAGCGGAACUACGAAGAAUCUAAAUUAUGUACCCGGAUGAUAGUUUCCAGAAUGUAUAUUUUUUUUUAUACUAAUUUAUAUCAGAAAUUGUAUUUGGGUUUAAAAAAAAGUUAUCACACAUAUGAUUCAAUUUAAAAAGUUUACUGGAAAAAAAAUUUUGCAUGAUUUAAAAUGUGAGGAGUUACAAAAUACUGUACGAAUAUAGUUAAGUGUCAAUAACUUGGUUCUCUAUUAUAUGCAAUCUAUUUGAAUGAUUAUUCCUAAAUUUUUUUUUCUUAUCUGGCCGUCUUUUAUAUUGA